GACGCUCUAGCCGGCUCUAUCUCGCUGCCCCGCCGCGGGCGCAGAGCUGGCGCUCUAGCCCACGGAGUUGGUCAACUCCUCUCGCCGGUCCCAGGAAAGGGUUCCAAGUCCUUUAGUACGGGACGCUGUCUGGGAAUUCCGGGCGUUUCGGCUCCUUUGGUCGCAGAGACAGGAGGCACCAGACCGCAUGUCUGUCAUGGACCUCGCUAGUACUUGCUCCAGCUUUCAGUCGGACUUGGAUUUCUGUUCAGAUUGCGGCUCGGUCCUGCCUCUGCCCGGGGCUCAGGAUACGGUCACCUGUACUCGCUGUGGCUUCAACAUCAACGUUCGGGACUUUGAGGGGAAGGUUGUGAAGACUUCAGUUGUGUUCCACCAACUGGGGACAGCCAUGCCUAUGUCGGUGGAGGAAGGGCCUGAGUGCCAGGGACCUGUGGUUGACAGGCGCUGCCCUCGAUGUGGUCAUGAAGGAAUGGCAUACCACACCAGACAGAUGCGUUCAGCCGAUGAAGGGCAAACUGUCUUCUACACCUGUACCAACUGCAAGUUCCAGGAGAAGGAAGACUCUUGACCUUUUUCCUGGGCAACUCAACAGUCCCUCUGUCCUUUCGGAAGGUGAAGGAUACUGGGUUUUUAGAUGCCUUGUCCAUCCUGUCUGGUUGCAAUGUUUUGCUCCCAGAAGAGAAUCAGAUCAUCAUGUGCGGAUUACCAUUGUUCCUGGAGUACUCCUACCCUUAGUUGAAUUUCCUUAUUAAAGUUAUAUUUUUCUAUAA
Molecule: messenger RNA, 770 nt
Organism: Symphalangus syndactylus (siamang)
Lineage: Eukaryota; Metazoa; Chordata; Mammalia; Primates; Hylobatidae
Gene: POLR1H
Product: RNA polymerase I subunit H
Biological process (GO): termination of RNA polymerase I transcription; DNA-templated transcription
Cellular component (GO): RNA polymerase I complex
Molecular function (GO): nucleic acid binding; zinc ion binding
Source: RefSeq, a predicted model, not a curated record